Molecule: messenger RNA, 1512 nt
Organism: Maniola jurtina (meadow brown)
Lineage: Eukaryota; Metazoa; Arthropoda; Insecta; Lepidoptera; Nymphalidae
Product: prothrombin-like
Exons: 2
Coding region: 120-1466 (448 amino acids)
Biological process (GO): proteolysis
Molecular function (GO): serine-type endopeptidase activity
Source: RefSeq, a predicted model, not a curated record
CCCGUCAUUAGUUACAUGCAGUGUUUGUAAUUUGUAUCUCUCAAACCCGUUCUACAAAAGGUUAAACCUCUAAAGAAUAUACUAGGUUUUAUUAACCGUGUGUUUUGUUAAAAGUAACAAUGAAGUGUAUUGGAUUAUAUCGUUAUUGUUUGUGUCUAGUGAUAAUUGAGUUGAUUACUAUAGUGCAAAGUAGUGACAGUGUCUGCAUGCCAAUUAAUGGCCCUAUACAUAAUGGGUAUCCUUGUAAGAACACUAAAGACAUUAUAGCGUUGUUCGAUGGUUUAUCACCUGAUAUGAACCAGUAUUAUGUUUAUAUAAACAAAAACUUUCCCACGGAUACUCUCGCAAAAGUAUCGUUUGAUGCUGCUGUUAAUAUAACACUAAUGGACCAAAGAGAUGAACAGAUAUCUUUGUCUGCCGGACACGUUUUAGAAGUUCGCUGCAUCGUCACACGUACAGGUUUAAGUUUUAUAGUGGAGGGAACAACUCGGAGACUCCCUAAUUUAAUUAGUUUUACCAUAGAUGAUGUAGAAUAUUGUGAAGAUCCGGAUAUAGGGUUUGUUAAACAUCAGGGGCAGGAUAAGAAUUAUAAAUGGUUUGGUGCGAGCGGAAAAUCUGGUAAAACUUUCCGUUGUGGAAGACGUAAAGUGAUGGAGACAGGGUCUGUAAUCGAUGGUGUCGCGGAACCUGGUGAUUGGCCGUGGCAUGUCGCUGUGUAUAGAAAACGUUUAAAUAGUCCAUCCAAAUAUGCCUGUGGAGGAACUCUUGUGUCUCACACCUUUGUUUUAACAGUGGCACACUGUAUUGUAUUGGGGCCUGAAGAUAGCUUUAGUACUGAAGCUAUAUUCACGGUUGUGCUUGGAAAAUUUAAUUUACUAUCGAGCGAUGACGAAAAAACAGUACGCGUGGACGUGGAGAGAAGUUUUAUUCCUAAAGGUUACAUAAGUCAGAUUUUUGUUAAUGAUAUAGCUUUGCUGAAGUUGGAAUCGGAAGUGCAGUUCACGGAUUACGUACAGCCAGCGUGUUUAUGGCAUAGGAGGUUGAGUGAUUUGCCAGAUGAACGUGUAGUUGGCACUUUGGCAGGCUGGGGGUAUAAUAACGAUGAUGAGAUAUCACAGACUCUCCAGCAAGUGAAUUUGCCGAUGGUGUCGCGCGCCACCUGCAUUGCGAGCAACCCUAGCGCCUUCAGAGUCAUACUGGUUGGGAACGACUUCUGUGCGGGCUACCACAACAACGGUACUGCACCAUGCAGCGGUGACAGUGGUGGCGGUUUCCAGGUUUUUAUCCCGGAUAAGAGACAAGCCGUUGGCGGGAAGGUUUUAGGCGCUUGGUACGUCAGGGGAGUUCUGUCGAAGGGUUUGAAAGAGGAAAAUAGCAACUUGUGUGACGCGAACCAGUACACGGUGUUCACCGAUGCGGAAAAGUUUGCGGAUUGGAUCGACAGCCACUUGGAUGAGGAUCGUUGAUUUGAUACUUCGCUAAAUAUAGUAUUUUUCAGUUUUUGUAAUUAUU